Magallana angulata is the source of this 2464-nucleotide messenger RNA. RefSeq names its product von Willebrand factor A domain-containing protein 7-like. The coding region runs from base 51 to 1742 and encodes 563 amino acids. NCBI's taxonomy places the organism in Eukaryota, Metazoa, Mollusca, Bivalvia, Ostreida, Ostreidae. The transcript has 11 exons. The record is from RefSeq and is a predicted model, not a curated record.
AACGCGAACAUUCAAAUUAGUUCUAUCCCUUGGCAAAGGCUCUCACAGAAAUGGCGAUCAAGCUGUUACUCCUACUUGCGGUAUCCAUAUCGACCGUGCUGGGAUUCUUUCCUACACAGGAAAGUGGCAAAAUAGGAGACUACAGCCAUCAGAGUAUCACAGAACGCGCCCUGUAUGAAUCCGCCGCCGUUUUUAUCCGGACGUACAUUAACGCUGGAAACAAGUACGCUUCGCGGAGCGGCGUCGACGUCACUGUGGACUUUAUCAGGGGAGAUAGAUCGUACGAGGCAGUAUUCGGUACGGUAGUAGAAACGAUCGUCUGGGGAAACAACAACGCACAGCGGAUGUAUGCCAACGUUCCUAUGAGAACCAUGAACGCGGAAAUGAUUUUUGCAGGUAACCUGUUGCUACAAUCCCUGAGGGACCAGAUCGUGGUCCUCUCACUGUCCCCCAACCCUGACUGGAACAACGUCCGCAAGCUGAUCGGGGAGUACCUGUUCACCAUGCAGAUGUUUUACUCCAACACAAACUGGGUGGAGACGUAUGGUAACGUCACCUGUAACGAACUAGGAAUUCAAGGAAGAAGUCUGAUGCCCACAGCCCCACCAGAUGUCGCCACGUGCGCCGGAUGUGUAUAUUCCCAUCCUGCAGUAGACAAGCAUUCCUGUCAAAACAACAUACUGGUGAACGGACAGUACCUGACGAGCGGAUACCUGAGUGUUCAGGGCAUCCCAAAACCGACAGGAAACGACUCAGUAGGAAUUGGGAAAUGUAGUCACGGCGGGAAAGACGAUGCGUUUUCUGACGUAAACGCCAUUGGCGGGAUCAACAAGGAGACAUCUGACUCCAGCCUGUCCCCCCACUUCUUCCUUCACCACACGGCUGGGGAGGCCGCCAUACAGGCCACCAACCAGUUCUUUGUCGGGGAAGUUACCGGGCUUCUUGAUCAACUUGGACCUCGAUUGUUCGGAGAAUUGGUUGGACUACCUGUCGCCUGCAAAGACUGUUUGAAACCUGGAUUAUCCCUUGCUUACGUCAUUGACACGUCAUUGUCUAUGUCAAUCGACUUUGAACAAAUCAAGACAAAAAUAACAGAGACGAUACAGUCAUCUCUACAUGAGAACAAGACCAUGCCCUCCGAUUUUAUCCUCUCAACAUUCAGUGACCCAGUUUCACUUAACCACGUGCGGAGCACGACAGACGGAUAUGAAAUGAUAAGCUGGAUUCAAGACAUGAAACAGGAGGGCGGAGGGGAUUGUCCGGAGUUCUCCUUCCAUGGAUUACUGGCAGCGUUGAAGAUAAUUCGGCCGGAUUCCUGUUUAUUCUUUUACUCCGAUGCCGAUCCAAAGGAUCCCGAGUUAGAGUAUGCAGUUCUACAAAUAGCUGCUCAGAAGAACGUCCAUAUCGCAUUCCUGAUUAAGGGAACUUGUAAUACCGGCAUCCCUUUCCUCGCUCGAUUGGAAAACUCUACCAAAGCCACCUGUUUGAAGCAGUCUCUAGACAAAGACAGAAGAAAGCGCAGUACCGAUCAAGACAUUCAUCAACCCUGGAACAAGCUCUAUUCUUUUGACAAGGCUUCACAGAAAGGGUACAACUUUUCUACACUGGUAGUGGUUGGUUUGGCAGCAGUUGCAGUGGUAUCGCUGUUGGCAGUCAUUGCGCUACAGAAACACAGAACUCACAGGAAACAACCAAUCACUGAGCAAGGAAAUCAUCGCGUGACAUUUCCCCAAACAGAUUGAGCGAAGACAGAAUAUGCUAUUAGCAUAGGCACAGAAAGACAAGUGAAUGCCUGGCAUUCCUGAUCAUUAUGUUUGUUUUGUUUAAGUUGCUGCCUGUUUAACAGUGCUUCUGAUGUCUCUAUUGCAAUGCUUGUAUAAAAAUGAAUUACUAAGUUUAAUAAUAUUUUGGUUCAUAACGCUUGCCUUCAGUGGGUUUAAGAUACAUGUAAAUGUACAAGAUGUACCAUUUCGACGAUGCACUGCUAUGUACCCCGUUUGGGUAAGGUGCCGAGUUUUUACAACUUUUAUGCUAUAAAAGUAUUCCAAGGUCCAAAGUGUAGUUCUUAUAUACAUAUGCAUGUAUAACCACUUUUAUUUCUCGUGUGCGUCUCGUAUAUUUGGAAGGAAAAAACUGUAUUUUCAAAAUAAGCAUCCCCAAAGAAAAAAGAAGCAUUCCCAUGGGAGAAUAUUUUCCAGUAAGAAUAUUGAUAAUAGCAUUCUAUACUGAAAAAAAUCUAAUUGUUUUACAUCACUGUCAAAGUUUUUACUUUUGUCUAAAUCAUUAUUUCUAAUUAUCAGCUACAGAGAGUGCUUUUUAUAAAGAAAGCAAUAUGCUUUAAUUCUAGCUGAAUUCUGAAACUUAAGUUGAUUUAUAACAUGUACAUGUAUUGCUGACACUGCUUAAGAACGAUAACUUCUAUUAUGUUGCUUCGAACAUUAGAAAUUAAAAUGGGUAAAUUAUA